Messenger RNA from Gymnogyps californianus (California condor), 3492 nucleotides. RefSeq names its product sushi domain containing 2 (gene SUSD2). Bases 85 to 2586 code for a protein of 833 amino acids. The record is from RefSeq and is a predicted model, not a curated record. The transcript is spliced from 15 exons. NCBI's taxonomy places the organism in Eukaryota, Metazoa, Chordata, Aves, Accipitriformes, Cathartidae.
UGGGCACGUGUUUCUAUAAAAGGCUUUUCCCGGACAGGCACAAAGGCUAUCACAAUCAGCCAUCCUGAAUCAUCUGGACAAAAUAUGAAAUUCGUUGGCAUAGAAGUUUCUUUCUUCAUUCUCUUCACCCUCACUGCUCUUUGGAAUGCAGGAGGUCAAGACUCUUGCUCACACCGAUGUGGGGAGCUGCUUGGUACCUGUUCUUGCCAGGUGACGUGCCAGUCCUUGGGGAUUUGCUGUCCCGAUUAUAAAGAAUUUUGUCUUCAAAUUUCUCCAUACUCAGGAUCUCUGAUGGGAGGCAAAGACUUUUUGAUUGAAAAUACAGCUUUUAAUGCCUCUUCUGUUCUAACAUGCAGGUUCAAGCAGAAAAUCAAAACCAGUGGCUAUGUUGCUAAGGAUGGAAAAGCCCACUGCAUCUCCCCAUUGCUUUAUGAGACUGGUUUCAUCCCUUUUGAAGUUUCUACAGAUGACGGGCUGACGUUUCCGUACUCUGGAACUUGGCUGUCAGUACAUCACAGCAAAGUUUCAGACGGAGAAAAAUGCACAUUGGUAAAUGAGACAAAAUGGCAAUACUACGGCACCUCCAACACUGAUGGAAACUUAACUCUUACCUGGGCACACCAGGCACUUGCAGCAACCCGCAUCAACAUAGAAGUCUGGGGAUACCAGGAAACAGGUGACAGUUACUCGGAAAACUGGGUGGCCGAAUGGAGAUAUCUUUAUACUUUGGCAAGAGAAAUCCCUAAUACUGGGAAAUUUUCUUUCAUUCCUGUACCUGCUAAAGGAAAUUACAGUACGUGGGACUUUGGAAUUUUGAGAAUUACACCCAGCAGCUAUUCUGAUGGGCAGAGCAACAUUCCAUCAGUCUGGAGCAAUGAGCAUGCAUUGGCUUGGCACCUUGGGAAAGACUUCAGAAAUGACCCAAAUGCAUGGGCAACUGCGAAAUGUAUAGAAUGGGACAGAAAGGAGGAGAAGCUUCCAAGCUUCAUGGAAGAAAUUAUAGAUUGCCCUUGCACCUUGGCACAGGCAAGAGCUGACACUGGCAGGUUCCAUACAGAUUAUGGCUGUGACAUUGAAAAGGGGAGCGUGUGUACUUACCACCCUGGAGCUGUGCAUUGUGUAAGAGCCGUUCAAGCCAGUCCCCAGUACGCAGCAGGACAGCAGUGUUGCUAUGACUCCACAGGGACCCAAAUCCUCACGCAUGACUCCACAGGAGGCAGCACACCUGAUCGAGGCCAUGACUGGGGUUCACCACCUUUCAUGAAGCCUCCCCGGAUACCUGGCUUUUCCCAUUGGCUUUAUGAUGUCAUCAGCUUCUAUUACUGCUGCCUGUGGUCUGAUAAUUGUCACUUCUAUAUGAAAAAGCGGCCCUCCAGCGACUGCAGGACGUAUCGCCCACCUCGAGCUGCAUCUGCUUUUGGGGAUCCUCACUUCCUCACAUUUGAUGGUCUGAACUUCACCUUCAAAGGCCAAGGAGAAUACACGUUGGUAGAGUCUGAUCUCACAUCCCUAAGAGUGCAAGGGAGGACACAGCAGGCACACUUUCCCAAUGGAACUAGGGCUCAGGUGACAGGCUUGUCUGCAGUGGCCAUGCAGGAGAACAACUCUGAUGUGAUCGAAGUACGUUACUCGGAGGAUUUGAAUCUGGAGGUCCUGUUGAACCAGAAGGUCAUCAGCUUCUCUGAGCAAAGUUGGAUGGACCUGAAAGGUCUCUUUCUCCAUUCUACAGCUGAUCAGAACAUCACAGUGAUGUUCUCUUCUGGGUCUGGAGUGGAAAUAAGGGGAAGCGGAGGAUUUCUGACCCUGACAGUUCUGCUCCCAGAGAAGUUUAUGAAUCACACACUUGGUCUCUUUGGGGUAAUGAAUGGCAAUACAGAGGAUGAGUAUACCUUCAAGAAUAAAACCACCGUGUCAGUUCAUGCAAGUCCCCAGCAGUUGUUUGAGUUUGGAGCUAACUGGGCUGUUGAAAACGGAACUUCUCUCUUUACUUAUGACACAGAGUUCUUACUGAACAAUUUCUUUUAUGGGGAAAAGCACAAUGCUUCCUUUCUGCCCGUGUUCUUUCCUUAUGAAGACCCUGCUGAUCCCCUGGUGAAAGAGAUGGUCUCGGUCUGUGACUCUGACCCGUUCUGCAGAUUCGAUGUCCUGACAACAAGAAGCCUUCAAGUGGGAAGUUCCACAAGACUAUCUCAUCAGAGUCACAAGCUGCUGGUAGAAAAUCUAGAGCCAGUGAUCUCUUGUGGCUGGCUGGAUCAUCCAACCAACGGAAGAAAGAAUGGAACUAACUACCUGCUGGGCUCAACCAUCACUUUCAUGUGCAAUCAGGGCUAUGAACUCACUGGGUCAAAGGAAAGAAUUUGCCAAGUGACAGGGGCCUGGUCUGGAGACACACCCAGUUGCGUCCUGAGAACAGAUAUCAAACAAGUAAUUCUUCUUGGCUGUGUAUUUGGAAUAGUCGGUCUUGCAGUCCUGGGACGUUUGACUUUCUUAUGUAGAAGGGAGAGACACAAAGGCAACCAGAAACGUGUUUCAGAGGUUCCAGUUGCAUCUGAACAAGAAACAAUGAAAUUCCAGAGGAGUUUUUAAUGAAAUACAGAAAAAGCAUAGCAGAGGAUUAAAUCGUCCACAGCAACAAAGAUAGACUUUCCAAACACAAACAAUGGUUUUAUAUAGUAUGCUAUCAUUUGAUUUCUGCUUUCAAUAUAACGAGUGUUGAAUUGUAUGGGAAAUGCUAACCAACUUCCUGGGAUUGUAUCAUGGCAGGCUCAGCCUACCAUCUAUCACAAGCAAAGGAUAAUGCUUCUGAAAGCAUCAGUCUCAAAGUUACAGGCAUUAGUUUCUUCUAAUAGUCACACCUCUGCCAGCAGAACCAGAGUUCUGACAAAAUCAAAAGAGUUCAUGAUUUCUCUGCACUUUUCUUCUUUUACUUGAAAGCUGGUAAAAUGAAAAGAAUCCUAGCCUACUACGCUAGCCAUUAUCAGAGAAACAUUUGCCUUCUCUGGGGCCAUGUAAGGCUGAUUUAGAUUGAUGCGAAAGUGGAUGCACAGUCAGAUGGACUACUGGCAAGCUGGGUUGACUUUGCAGAUUGCUGGGGUUUUUUUAGUAGGGAGGGAGAGAUAUUGAAGAUAUUUAAACAUUGCAUUCUUACAUUUUGGCAAGUCUCCAAAUACAGACUCAAAGUGUAUUUUUGUUUCAGUUCUGACCUAAUUUUUAGAAGGCUACAGUUGGGGGGGAGGAAGGGGAAGUACUCAGAAAAUGAAACCUUUCCUUCCAGGUUAACUUACAAUGAUUUUUUUAAAAUACAUCUUUAUUCAACUGUCCAAUUAGAGUCCACCUUCAAAACAAAAAAAUCUGUUACCUGCACUGGAAAUGUUUUGCAAAACUUGCAAUGUUUUCCUUGAAUAACUGCAACAUGCAUACUGUUUCUUUUUUAAUACCUAGCUGUAUUACAGUGUGUUUCAUUAUCUUCAUUAAAAAGUGAUUUCUGAACUA